CUUCCGGUCACGUGACGCCUGUCAUGGCCGCCUCCGUGGCCUGUGGUGGUGUGAGUGCAGGAUUCCUGCGAGCCGCGCGGGGCGCCUGGAGGAGCAGACCGGGGGGCUUUUCGGGGUCCGGGGAGGCGUCGGCGACCACGAGGAGGUUCUGGGCGACAGGCUUGCGCCCGGCGGGGGAGGAAACCGGUGGCCCGGAGCGGCCCGAGGGCGUGGUGAACGUGGUGUUCGUAGACCGGUCAGGCCAACGGAUCCCGGUGAGCGGCAGAGUCGGGGACAAUGUCCUGCACCUCGCCCAGCGCCACGGGGUAGACCUGGAAGGGGCCUGCGAAGCCUCCCUGGCCUGCUCCACCUGCCACGUGUACGUGAGCGAGGAGCACCUGGACCUCCUGCCUGCGCCGGAUGAGAGGGAGGACGACAUGCUGGACAUGGCGCCCCUCCUGCAGGAGAACUCCCGGCUCGGCUGCCAGAUCCUCCUCACCCCGGAGCUAGAUGGCGCCGAGUUCACGUUACCCAAGAUCACACGGAACUUCUACGUGGACGGCCACGUGCCCAAGCCCCACUGACGGGCAACUGGACGGGGCGCCCGCCCCCCGGGCCGGACUAGCGCGGCCAGGCGCCGCGGAGUGCAGGGGCGCCCCCAGAAGGUCGCAAAACCCCCCCCCUUGCCUGCCGCACCCCACUGGGUCGGGGACCCUCCUGGGGUCCCCCUCUAGGCACCCCUGCUGCUGAGAACCGGGGCUGGGGGAAAAGGCGGAACUGAACCGAGGACAAUAAAACUGUCUAAAGCCUC
Sorex fumeus (smoky shrew) is the source of this 790-nucleotide messenger RNA. It is a transcript of the gene FDX2, whose product is annotated as ferredoxin 2. The transcript has 5 exons. Gene Ontology annotation, biological process: positive regulation of oxidoreductase activity; P450-containing electron transport chain. The record is from RefSeq and is a predicted model, not a curated record. Bases 24 to 563 code for a protein of 179 amino acids. NCBI's taxonomy places the organism in Eukaryota, Metazoa, Chordata, Mammalia, Eulipotyphla, Soricidae. Gene Ontology annotation, molecular function: 2 iron, 2 sulfur cluster binding. Gene Ontology annotation, cellular component: mitochondrion.